Bactrocera tryoni is the source of this 4617-nucleotide messenger RNA. It is a transcript of the gene olf413, whose product is annotated as MOXD1 homolog 2. Lineage: Eukaryota; Metazoa; Arthropoda; Insecta; Diptera; Tephritidae. Gene Ontology annotation, cellular component: secretory granule membrane. The coding region runs from base 1800 to 4127 and encodes 775 amino acids. The transcript is spliced from 11 exons. The record is from RefSeq and is a predicted model, not a curated record. Gene Ontology annotation, biological process: dopamine catabolic process; norepinephrine biosynthetic process; octopamine biosynthetic process. Gene Ontology annotation, molecular function: copper ion binding; dopamine beta-monooxygenase activity.
GUUAGUGCCGGAAACGGGUUCUCGGUUCUCGCGCUGCGUUAUUCGCUGCGGUUUUUUUGCGCGAAUAGCUAACAAAUAAGCCAAACUGAAAGAAAACAAAAGACAAGGGUAUUCCCAAAAACAAAAACCGAAAUCUUAAAAAAUAAUAAUGAUAACGACACUGUAACAAAUAAGAAACGUACAUAUGUAAAUGUCAAAUAAGUUUGCAAACAAUAACAUCUCUAAAGCCGGUCGCAACAUUAGUAGCCUUAGUUAGCGGAGUUAGCGGGUCAAUGACUGUUAGAAAUUGAAAAUUAAUUACGCUGAGUACAACGGUUUAGCCGCCGACGCCGUGGGCGGUAUAAAGUUGCAUCGGCACCUAUUCAAAUAAUCAAAUGUUUGUAUGUAUACGUCCAAACUGCAUAUGAAUAGACAUCCUACAUUGCAUUGCCACAGUUGCACACGCACCUUGAAUACAGCUUAACUUGAAAGGUUGAUGCCACCGAAACUGGUAGAACGCGUACAAAUUACGUGAAUGCCGGCGUGAGAACACGAAGACGUUAAAACGCACAAAACCGACGACGUAAACGGAAGAGCAAAAGUAAACUUAAUUAGAAAAAUUUGUCGCACGUCUUUACCUCAGUGAACUUCCCUUAUAGGAGUAAGAAGCUCUGGCACUGAAGCUGCACGUCUCUACUUCCGAUGUCAAGUCAAGGAUAAAUACAAUAAAAUUCCGAUUAAAAUAAAGCCGCCUGUCACUUCUAGCUGCAAAAGCAGCAUAAAAAAGAAAGCGAAAUAAUAGAACCGAGAGGACAACGUAGGAGGCGACCCGUCUGCUUGCGCGCUCUAAUGGUCAUGUAGACCAAUAAUCCACCAAAAUAGUAAUUCUUGCAACAAACUUUAACGCUAUUUAUAACAUCAGAGCUGUGAUACACCAAAAAAAAAAACAAGACAUCAAAAUGAAAAACACACACAAAAUCACGAAAGAAAGCAAAACUGAAUAAACAAAGGAAAGCAGAGGCCAAAUAAAGUGAAAUUGCAAGUAGAACAUAAAACCGUAAAAUACGCUCUUACAUAUUCAUAUAAAUGAUAUUCGAACAUACAUGUGUACGUGUGUGUGUGUCUGUUAUACUAGGUCAUAAGCAACAUUUGUUACGAGGCAACAGCGCAUAAAAAAGGCUCAUCACAGUAGAUUUUCUCUUAUGGCGCCACCGGCUGGGAAAAUUGUUUUUAAUACGGCAAAACGGCCCAACUAUCGCCUAUUGCCGUAAUAAGUAAUUUCGGGGGUAAACAACAACAGCACAGCAGUUGGCGUCGUGCUACGUCAGCGUUAAAGGACUUGGCAAGUCAUCGGUCUUAAAACCAUUCGUGGCGGGAUUUAAAAGCAAUAAAUGACGUGCGCCCAAUUGUCGUCAACUUUAUUUUGAAGCACUUGUCGGCUGCACGCUACAGGCAUAUGUUCAACUGAAUCCGCAUGGUUUUGGGUUUCGCAGGACAUACAUUUAUUUCGGCCAAGGUGCUGUGAAGAACGCAGCCAAUCGACAACAAAACGCUGACUGGCAGCUACCAACGAAAUAGGUUGGUCAACCCAAGCGUAAUUUAUAAAAACGAACUGCCAAACUCGGCAUACGCAGCCAAAUACCAAGCGGUCAUAACACUUACGCACAUUCCUUUGCAUUUUUUUAGCAUUCGUUUUGAAAACUAUUAACACGCACCCGAGCGCCCGGGAGGCGGUUCGCACGAAAUAUACAGACACACACAUGUGCUCAUAAGCUCACAGGACAAGCACACUCAUCGCGAUAUCAUUAAUUUAGAACGGAAUGGCAACGACAAUGUCUACAACACGCAAGGCAACUUCUAAAGCGACGGUGCGGAAGGAGGAAGUGAAACAUUCAAGUUCAUCGCUGUCAUCGUUAAUCACAUGUUUUAUAUCCUGUUUCAUCGUGGCUGUGAGUUCCCUUUGUCCGCCAACAGAAGGGGCGACGGCAAUUGCUGCGGCGACAGCGUCGGUAACAUCGACAGCAUCAGCAACAGCAGCAGCAGCAGCGGCAAUGACAGCUAAGGUAGCUACAGUGGGCGACGGUAGCGAAGACAGUACAACCACCAUUGCCGGUCAAGGUGGUAGUCGUUUGGGUGUUCUGAGUAGUGGUGCGGUUGGAGGCGACGGUGAUGGCAACGCUUUGAGCUGGGAUCAUGCCGUCGAUUUGAAUGAGGAUUUUCGCAUUUUAUGGACAAUCAUUAAUCAGGAUAUUACGUUCGAAAUACAAGCACGUACGCUGGGUUACGUUGGAUUUGGUUUCUCGCCCGAUGGCAGCCUCGCUGGCUCUGACAUCGCCAUCGGUUGGGUAGACAAGGGUCAAACAUAUUUUCAGGAUCGUCACAUAACUAGAAAUGUAAACACAGAGCCAAUUGUGGAUCCAUCUCAGGACUAUAUUCUUAUGUUGGGGUAUGAAAAUGCGACACAUACUGUCUUACGAUUUCGUCGAAAACUAGACACCUGCGACAAAUUGCACGACAUCUCUAUUACGAAUAACACUAUGCGAUUAAUUUAUAUGUAUCAUAGUCGCGACCCACCUCAUGGAUCAGUUCAACCUGGGACAUUACCUGAACCGGGCUCCGCUUUUCGGCCAUAUCAUCCAAUGGUUCUUACCCAAAGGGCAGAAAUUCAGUUUCGGAAAGAUGAUCAAACACGGCAAAUGGAGCUACGAAAUGAAGAUGUGGCGCUUCCAAGUGGAGAUAGCACAUUAUCCUGGUGCAAAAUGUUCAAGUUAGAGGAUAUCAAUCGAAAACACCACCUUAUUCGGUAUGAACCAAUAUAUGACUCGACGUCCAGUGUACAUUAUUUACAACAAAUUACGCUGUAUGAAUGCCAGGGAUCCCAGGCAGAGCUUGAGAAAAUGGCACGAGAGCAGGGACGACAAUGUAUAAGCAAUCGGGAUAUGCCUUUAGCCUGCAAUGCCAUUGUUGCAUCGUGGUCACGCGGUUCGGAGGGCUUUACAUUUCCGGAAGAUGCUGGCUACCCGAUCGAUUCUCAUGCUGCCAAAUACUAUCUUAUGGAAACUCACUACAACAAUUUGCAGCCCGAUAAUCUUCAAAGCUACAGUCGACAAAUGGCUGACAACUCCGGACUAAGGAUUUACUUCACCCAUGUAUUGCGUCCGAAUGACGCUGGCAUACUUUCAAUUGGUCUGGAUCCAAAUUGGCGACACAUAAUUCCACCCGGUCAAAGGGAAGUAAUCUCUGAAGGGCAGUGUAUUGAGGAUUGUACAGCCUACGCUUUUCCUGCUCAGGGCAUAAGCAUUUUUGCGGUGAUGAUGCGUACACACCAAAUCGGCAAAAAAGUUAAACUUCGGCAGAUUCGUCAGACUGAAGAACUUUUUCCAAUCGUAAUGGACACCAACAUCGACCCAACGUAUCAAGACUUUCGCCAUCUGCCUGCUCCCGUGCGGUCUCUGCCUGGUGAUCGACUUAUUGCUGAGUGUAUUUACGACAGCUCCACACGAAAAGCAAUUACCCUUGGUGGCCUGACUAUGAAAGAGGAGAGUUGUACGGUACUGACACUAUAUUACCCACGCCAAAAGGAACUUACUACAUGCCACUCCUUACCAAGUUUACCGACGGUGCUCCACUCCCUAGGCAUUGAGGAACUCGCCACUGAUUCCAAUCCUGUGCUGAUUUCUUCACCCCCGGAAUUGGCUGGCAUGACGCUGGAGGCACGAUUAAUAUCUUACGACUGGCAAAAUCAGUUCGAUGAGUUUCAAGAGGCAACUAGAAGUGGAUCUUUUAAGCCACUUUGUUGGGGCGCAAAAAAUCAUGUCAUUCCAGGCUCAGAGUACCUCGAAGGAUACAGCAUAAACAUAACAAAAACCUUUAAGCAACAUCAAUACUGUAAACCAAAGCAACGCUCAUUUGUCGCCGACAGUGUGGGGCAAACGGAUCUUGAGCUGCCGGUGCUUCAUGAAAUGGACAACAAUAAUAUCAUUGAAGGAGCGGCACGAAGUAGCCGCAGUUCAGCAGCCACCGAAACGCAAGGAUUAAGCAAAGCCGAAGACUAUAGUAGAAGUUUUGUGACAACUUUCUGGUAUGCGAGCGCUUUACUUAUUCUACAGUGGCACAACCGAUGGUCCCUAACUAGAAGCGCAUUUUAAGCGUUCGCAUUCCAAUACUUUCAUCUGUCCAGCCCCGCGACGCUGACGUCAUUACGUGUCCUCCACUCUACCCAAUCCUCAGAUGAAUUAUGUAGCUGCAUGAAUUUCUAAUUUUGUUACCCUAGUGUGUAGUAAGUUAUUGAUUAUUUUUACAAAAGUUUAUUGUCGAAUUGUAGACUUACGGAAACCAUAAGCGUAUUACGGCGUUAUUAGUUAAGUACACUCAUAACUACAUACAUACAUACCUACAUAAUAUAUAUACAUACAUACAUAAAUAAAAUAGCGAUAAUCAUACAAUACGCUAAAACCAUAAGCAUUAAAAAUCGGUGAGAUUUAAAUGGAAAGCAAUAAUUAGUUAUCGAAUACUUGUUUGUGACUCGAUAUUAUACAUUUAUACAGUACUCGUAUUUAGUGUGUAAAAUCGUUACUUUGCAUGUAGUAUUUUAAGAUGGUGCAAAUAUAAAUCUAAAUAACCAAAUACUUUACAUUA